UACAGUAUACGAGAGCUCCGCGAGUUCUAUAAUACACGAGCGACGUGCGAGUGUGUACACAUUACGAGAGUGCGGCGCAGCCGGCGUCGUCCGUUCCUUCCUUCGGCCGCAGUAGUCGCCGACGACGACGCCGCCGACAGCAGCAGCAGCAGUGAAGCUCUAUCGCUCGAAACGCGUGCCGCGCUACAGUGCAUCACUGCCACUGCUCUCUGCAGCUUACUUUGCUUCUAUUCUACUUGCUAUACAUACGUCUCGUGACAUGCGUAGACGAUUUUGACUCGUGCGCUCGAGUUCCGACCGACCGAUCGCUGCGCGGCUUUUCACAGAGGCAUUUUUUUGGCGAUCCUCGCGCAAUUGGCUGUGUACGCGCGGGCCCCGCGACCUCGAGUGCGUGCAGUGCGGAUAUUCUCUCGACGUUGACGAACAAGAGAGCAGCAGCAGUGUAUCGAGCUCUUGCUUCGUCGAGUUACCAUAGCAGAGGCGGCAGUGGGCAUUUUUAUUCGGUCGAAUAGUUCAAAAGUUUCGAAAAUUUGUCGAUCAAAAGGAUCUUGUGCCUCUCGGAUUCGUUGGUCCGAGAAGUCAGACUGGCGUCUCCCAAGGAGUAGGCCUCGCUUGAUCCGAAUACUGGUAAUGAGCAACAAGACUCGGCGAAAGACUCGGAGCUUCGUGCUGCAGCUGCUUCAACGCUGACGCGAAACGACGCCGCGAGACGCACACAAAAAACAGCGUGAAAGUGAAAACAAGUGCCAUUUCGAACCAACGUUCGAAGCUUAUUAUUAUCUUUUUUUUAUUCUUUGACGUUCGAUCGUAAAAAAUCGAUAACCCAAGGCGUAAUGACUAGCAUCAAUGAUCUGAAAGAUGUGAAAAACUUCGGAUUGACUUGUCAGAAAAUUCAAGAUAGCCAAGAUGAACAAAUGACCGCAUAUGGAUACGAGCGCAAUUGGGCCAGGACGACGGCGACUUGGCUCGCCUGUCUACUUAGCGCUGGCAUUCUGCGCCUCUUUUUCCACUGGUAUCCGCAUCUCUACUUGUACGCGACUCAUCGCAGCUGCGGCCUGAGUCGCGCCACCAAAAUACUCAUUGUGGACGAUUAUCAAGGCAAAUACAAGUCUUAUACUGUUAAGGAAAUAAAGAUAGUAUCAACUCGUAAUUUGAGUUCCGACACGCUGAGACGGCGCUCGGUGGACACGGACAAGGAUCUGCUGGAGAAGAUACGCAACCGGCCGCUGGAGCUCAACUUGGAAAAUGGUUGCAAGCAGCUCGUGCUCGAUUACAAGGCCUUCUGGUGCAAAAAGCAGUGCUACGUCUGGGACGAGGAGCUGGCCGAAUUUUCCAAGCUGGCGAGUCUUGAGAGGCACGCUCGCUGCAAAGAUCUGCACAGCGACAAGAUCAAGGGACUGUCUCGCGAGGAGCAGCUCUUACGACGCAUCAUGUACGGCUUCAACGAGAUUCUUGUACCAGUCCAAGGCUACGAGGUCCUGUUUUUUCUCGAGAUCCUGAAUCCGUUCUACGUCUUCCAAGUGUUCAGCCUGUUCGUGUGGUUUUUGGAGGAGUACUACCAGUACGCCAUAGCGGUCAUGUGCAUGUCCAUCUGCGGCAUCAUCACGUCGAUUCGGCAGACUCGAGCGAAUCAAGUGAGCCUGAGGAACACCGUGGCCCAGACCGAGAGCGUGAGAGUGCUGCGGAGCAGCGGCGACUUCGAGACCGUCUCCAGCGACGAAUUGGUGCCCGGCGACAUAAUCGAGCUGCCGCGGCACAGAGCCGUAAUCGCCUGCGACGCCAUCCUAUUGACCGGCACGUGCGUCGUCAACGAGUCCAUGCUAACAGGCGAGUCCGUGCCGGUGACCAAGACGCCCCUCCAGCCGAACGAUCAUCUCUACGAUUCCCGAGAACAUGCCUAUCACACCUUGUUCAGCGGCACCACCAUCAUACAGUCCAAACAAUACGGAGACAAGCCCGUCCUGGCCAAAAUCAUCAGAACGGGACUGUGGACCAACAAGGGCUCGCUCGUUUGCGCCAUCAUGUACCCACCACCGGCGGAUUUCAAAUUCGACCAGGACUCCUACAAGCUCAUCGCCAUUCUCAUCUCGGUCGCGUUCGUUGGAUUCUUCUACACGCUGGCCAUCAUGAUCCAGCGAGGCAACAGCGCGCUCAACAUCGUCAUCAAGACUCUGACCGUGUUCACGAUCGUCGUGCCACCGGCUCUGCCCUCGGUCAUGGCAGUCGGCAAGAUGUACGCCAUUUUCCGCCUCAAGGGCAAACAGAUCUACUGCAUCAACACUCGUGCCAUCAACAUAUCCGGAAGCAUCGAUUGCGUUUGCUUCGACAAGACCGGCACUUUGACCGAGGACGGACUGGACAUGAUGGGGGUGGCGAUUCGCGACGGCAACGUCCUGCUCGAGCCCGAGAAAGACGUGAGGAGGAUCGAGGGCACGAGCAUGUUCCAGGGGAUGCUCACCUGCCACAGUCUGACGUUGAUCGACGAAGAGCUCAGCGGCGAUCCUCUCGAUAUCAAGAUGUUCGAGAGCACCGGAUGGCAACUAGACGAUCGCGAUCUGCGAGAUCCGCAGGCUCUGCGCUCGGAACAGGUGUUGGCCGUCGUUCGUCCAUCCCCGAGCAAGGACGAGAGCGACUUGGAAAAUUCUCCUUGCUUGGAGAUCAUUCAGCAGUAUCAAUUCUCCAGCACGUUGCAGCGCAUGUCGGCCAUUGCCAGGCUGCCCCAGGAGAACGAUCGAUUCGUGGCCUUUACCAAGGGCUCGCCCGAAAUGGUCCUGAGUCUCAGCCGGCCUGAGACCGUACCCCAGGACCUAGCCUUGAACUUGAAGCUCUACACCGAGCAGGGCUACAGGGUCAUCGCUCUGGCUCGUAAGGACAUUCAAGUUAGCGCCAAAGAGGUACAUAAAAUUCCACGCGACGAGAUAGAGAAAGAUCUGGAGUUUCUCGGCCUGAUAAUAUUGGAAAACCGUUUGAAGAAGCCAACGAUCGGGGUAAUAAAGGAUCUGCGCGAGGCCAAUGUCAAAACAAUCAUGAUAACCGGUGACAAUAUACAGACGGCGAUUAGCGUGGCCAAAGAGUGCGGAAUUCUCUCGUACCGGGAAACUGUGAUAAACGUAUCGGUCGUGCCUUGCGCACAGGAUAAAAAUCGCACCGAAAUAUUUUUCAAUGCGCAGGGACUACCGAUGCUGGAAAAGAAAAUGAGCCUGUCGAUGCUAGGUGACUUGGAAUACGGCAGCUAUCCGAACGAUUACAAGCUCGCUCUGACGGGCGACACUUGGCAAUUAUUGCGAGAACACCACGCCGAACUGCUGCCGCGAAUAUGCACCAAAGGGGUCGUUUUCGCCAGAAUGAGCAGCGAUCAGAAGCAGCAACUCGUCGUCGAGCUAAUGCAACUUGGCUAUCACGUUGCGAUGUGCGGCGACGGGGCCAACGAUUGCGGGGCCCUCAGAGCGGCGCACGUGGGCAUCUCCCUGUCCGAGGCGGAAUCGAGCGUGGCGAGUCCAUUCACAUCGAGGGUACCGGACAUUCGCUGCGUGCCGACGGUGAUCCAGCAGGGCCGGGCGGCCCUCGUCACGUCCUUCGGCAUCUUCAAGUUCACGGUCUGCUACUCGCUCACCGAGUUCAUCAGCACCAUCAUCCUCUACACCAUCAGCUCGAAUUUCACGGACUUGCAAUUUCUCUACGUGGACAUUCUGCUCUUCGUCAAUUUCGCCUUCUUCUUCGGCAAGACCGAGGCCUACGAGGGCAAAUUGGCGCGGACUCCGCCGACCUCGAGCCUCGUCAGUUUCACGCCUCUCUUCUCCAUCGCGAUGCACACCGUCUUCAUAGCUGUUUUCGAAUUGGUCGCCUUCUACGCGACUCAAGAGUUCUCCUGGUUCACGCCCUUCAAGCCGGAAGACGAGUAUCGUUACGACUGUUACGAGAACUACUCCGUCUUCUCUCUAUCCACCUUCCAGUAUGCCAUGCUCGCCAUCGUUUUCUCCAUGGGCAAACCUUAUCGCAAAUCCAUGUUCACUAAUCGAUGGUUUUGCCUGUCCAUCUUCGUGCUGACCUUGCUCAACGUUUACAUCACCAUCUAUCCGGCCAAAUGGGUCAGCGACAUCCUCAAACUACAGAUGCCACCAGCGUACGAUUGGAGAUUCGCGAUUGUAGGAUUGGCGGUGUUGAACUUCGUUAUCUGUCUCGCCUUCGAGGCGUUCAUUGUGGAUUACGUGAUUCAAAAGAAAAUCAAGCCCAGACUGUACAAGCCCGAGAAAUCGAAGAAGCCGUUCUUGCGACUCGAGUACGAAUUGAAGGAGGAUCACAACUGGCCACCGAUAAGCAACGAGCUGCCCCAUUUGCCAGUGACGCCGAGUUACGAGAACAUCGUUAAUACGACGAGGAAAGCCAGUAUUGCCGAGUCGGCCAUCUCCGUGCGCAUCGUUAAUGAAACCGAGACGACGACCCAACGCAAUGCGGCUCGCGCUCUGUCCUGCAUGACUGGCAUCAAUAAUUCUGCAUUCGAGAAUCACAAUGACAUCAACACGGUGGACUAACUCGCCUUUCUAUCAAUAUUUUAUUAUGUUGACAACUGAAUUUAUUCACGAACCAAAAAGUAUCGUAAGAAUCUAGUGAAAUAAAGAGCUUAUUAUAUUACUUGAAUUGAUAUAAUAAACCAAUGGUGUGAUUUUUUUUAUCAAUACUCAACUAAAUAUCUAUUUACUCGAAAAUAGUGAGCCAUUAAAAAUGUUUUAGAUAAAAAAAAA
Trichogramma pretiosum is the source of this 4742-nucleotide messenger RNA. Its product is annotated as probable cation-transporting ATPase W08D2.5. The record is from RefSeq and is a predicted model, not a curated record. Gene Ontology annotation, molecular function: ATP binding; ATP hydrolysis activity; polyamine transmembrane transporter activity. Gene Ontology annotation, biological process: intracellular calcium ion homeostasis; polyamine transmembrane transport. Bases 834 to 4532 code for a protein of 1232 amino acids. Gene Ontology annotation, cellular component: membrane. Lineage: Eukaryota; Metazoa; Arthropoda; Insecta; Hymenoptera; Trichogrammatidae. The transcript has 18 exons.